GCUCUCUCUCUCUCUCUCUCUCUCUCUCUCUCUCUCUCUCUCUCUCUCUCCCUCCCUCACCAGCAAUCGCAACCACUGCCUGUUGGGAGGCCGUGUGCCGGGAGCCUCAUGGAGAAGAAGCUGCCUUUCAUCUGUGGCAUUGUGGAAGGUUUCUAUGGCAGGCCAUGGUCCAUGGAACAACGGAUGGUGCUGUUCAAAUGGAUGCAGAAGUGGGGGCUAAAUGUUUACAUGUAUGGCCCCAAAGAUGACCUGAAGCACCGACUGUUGUGGAGGGAGACCUACUCGGUGGAGGAGUCUGCCCAGCUCAAAGCCUUGGUGUUGGCUGCGCAGGACUGCGGGGUUGAGUUUGUGUACGCGAUCUCGCCGGGACAGGAUAUCACCUUCUCCAGCUCUUGUGACCUGACCUUGUUGAAGCAGAAACUGAGGCAGGUCAAGGGCUUUGGGUGCAUGGCUUUUGCCAUCCUCUUCGAUGACAUCGACCAUACCAUGUGCCCCACCGACAAAGAAGCCUUCAGCUCGUUCGCUCAUGCUCAGGUUUCAGUGUCCAAUGAGAUCUACCAGUACUUGGGGGAGCCUCCGGUCUUCUUGUUCUGUCCGACUGAGUACUGCGGUUCCCUGUGCUACCCUAGUCUCAACAUGUCCAACUACCUGAAGAUCAUAGGGGACAACCUUCACCCUGGCAUCGGGAUCAUCUGGACAGGCAGCACAGUUAUCUCCAAGGAGAUCUCUGCUGAAUCGGUGGCGGAGGUUCAGGAGGUCAUUAAGCGUCGGCCGCUGAUAUGGGACAACCUUCACGCCAACGACUAUGCCCAGCGACGGGUGUUCCUGGGACCGUACAAAGGACGUCCCUCCAGCCUGGUCUCCAAGCUGCAAGGCAUCUUGCUCAAUCCCAACUGUGAACUUGAGGCUAACUACGUGCCCAUCCACACCCUGGGCACCUGGUACAAGUGUGGCCUGCGGGCAGCAGAGUCCAAUACUGAUGAGGGAGCUGAGACCUGCCAAAUGUACUGCCCCAAUGAAGCCCUGAAAUUGGCACUGGUUGACUGGUUAAAGGAAGUCAACAGACCUUUGUGCCCAAGCAGACAGCUUCCAAAGGAAGAAAGGGCGGGAGGGCUGGUGAUCCAACCCACUGAAGAAGUUAUUCUAAAUGGGAAGGUUGAACCAGACACGAGGAAGCCGGGAGUAAACUCUGACCCACAGGCUCGACAGAAUGCAUUGAAGGAGUCAGUAAAGGCAGGAGAGACCCCGCCGUCACGAGACCAGGGACACGAGGGUUCGGAGGUCAGCGGCAGCCAAUGCCCUGUGACAGUGGUUAGCCAGGAGGCGGAGAGCGAGGAUCCUGGACCCAGGGAGUCUGGGACCCAGAAUGCACCGGAGGCUCCCGGGAACCUGGAGGAGGAGUUGGCAGGGAGCAGCCGGUCGACCGACAGGCUCCCAGAGCCGGUGAGAGCCGGGGACGGAUCGACCGAGGUGGCCGACGGGACCCGAGCUGCGGGCAGCCCCGGGCAGGUCAAGGGAGGGGGCCGCCAUUCCCCUGAUCUGACCCUGGAUGACCUGCGGCUGAUGGUGGACCUCUUCCACCUGCCGUACGAGCAUGGCGAGGAGACAGCACGCAGGCUGCGGGAGUUUCAGUGGCUCAAGGCCAACACAGACUAUGUGAGUGCCAACACCAAGAUGGACAGCCAGAAGGUGGAGGAGUGGAGAGCACGCGCACAAGUGUUCCAGCUCUGGUGCGACGGGAUUGUCCAACUCUACCGGCAGUUCAUGAGAAGCUCCAACAGGGCGAUCGUCUACGACCUCUACCCUUACCUCUGGGACAUCAGGAACACACUCCUCGUUGUCAAAACCUUUGUGUUGUGGCUGGAUGGCCGUAUUGAGAAGAACACCUACUCCUUUAACUCUUGGAUGAACUGCUUCCAGUGGUGCCGUACCAACAAUGCUCCGGUUGUCUUAGGAACAGAGGGAGAGCCUUGGAUUUACAGAGGAGGGCUCGUGGGAGAGUUUCAGAUGAUGCUUCCAAUCACAAGUAGCAGUGAGCUCUUUAACCAGCCUCCUCCGAUCUUCCCCACACUGAAGGCAUACACCAUUAGACCCUUUGACCAGAAGGACAAGAGGGCGUUGUAUUCCAUGUGCUUGGAGAGCCACAUCUGCAAGACGCAGGAGAAGGAUCACGCAAGCUGCCACCCUGACCUGGUUGGAGACAGGUUCCUGGGCCAUUUCCUGACGUUAUGCCCGGAUUACUGCUUUGUGCUGGAGGAUGAGCAUGAAGUGUGCGGCUGUGUAUCCGGAGCCUUAGAAGUCAAGGCAUUCCUGAAGGGGACUGAAGCAGUUUGGCUUCCUGCCAUGCAGGAGAAAUACUCCAAACCUACAGCUCUCGAGAGCCUAACUCCGACUCAGGAGCUGAUGAUGUUUUUCUACAGGAAGACCGCCACCUUCUCUGACUCCUUGCUCUACCACUUCCCUUCCCUUAUCCAAGUGGAUGUUCAUCCGAAGAUGUCAGAUCCCAGCGAGGCUCGGAAUUUAGUUAUCUGCGUAUUAUCUGCACUGAAAGCUAACGGUUCCCAGGGAGUGUUCUGCGAACUGAAGGCCACUGACAAGAAGGGUUUGGAGUUCCAUCUCAGCCUGGGCUUCCUGGAGCUCCCGGGAGCCGAGGCAUCGACGCCGCAGGGGGUGAUCCUCGGCAGACUCCUGUAACCUUGCCCGCUUGCUCCGAUGUUGACUGGGUUGCUCUCCCAGGGCUGUGGUGAGAACGGGGUUGAUCUUCAUUUGCACAUUUGCCCGUUGCAGCCAGGAGCUGGUGCCUGGCUGUUCCGGGUCACAUCCCGUCCCACCGUAACACUUACUAAAAUCGUCUUCCUCUUCGCCACUGGGAGACUUGCUGGUCCAUGUAUAGAUUAGGCCCAUGGUCUGAACAUGAGACGCCUGCUGAUCCCAGGAGUGCACUGAACAGUGAGAGCCGCUAUACUUGCCUAUCUGCUUAUUGGGGGUGGGGGGGGGGUGGAUUUGGUGAGAUCUGAGGCCUCCUCUUGGUGGAGGCAGAGACCAGGGAUCAUAAAUCUGCCUCCUUUGCCCACUGCGCUCUUGCCAAGGGAAGUCGGAGCACUCUGAGUGCAAGGCCACGGAGAGUUGGACUCCGUUGUUAUGUCUGUACCUCCAGCUGCUGCGCUGAGUAACCAGAUUGUCUCCGUGUUGCUUGUCUUUGGAAUAACUAAGCCACAUCGGCCAGGUCGAAAGUAGUCUGGAGAACCAAGAGACUGCAAACGCUGGAAUCUGGAGCCAAAAGCAAACCGCUGCAGGAACUCCUCAUAUUCUGCCUGGGCAGUCAUAGAGCACUACAGCACAGAAACUGGCCCUUCAGCCCAUGCCGACCUGACUUUCUGUCUUGUCCCAUUUACCUGCACCCAGACCAUAUCCCUCCAAACCUCUCCCAUCCAUGCACCCAUCCAAACCUCUCUUAAAUGCUACAAUUAUAGAACACUGAACAUAGAACACUACAGCAUGUUGUGCCGACAUUUUAUUCAGCUCUAAGAUCGAUCUAACCCUUCCCUCCCACAUAGCCCCCCAUUUCUCUAUCAUUCAUGUGCCUAUCUAAGAGUCUCUUAAACGUCUCUAAUGUAUCUGCCCCCACAAUCUCUGCCGGCAGUGCGUUCCACGCACCCACCACUCUGUGUAAAAAAACUGUCCUCUGACAUCCCCCUUAUACCUUCCUCCAGUCACCUUAAAAUUAUGUCCCCUCGUGUUAGCUAUUUUCGCCCUGGGAAAAAGUCUCUGACUGUCCACUCGAUCUCUGCUUCUUAUCAUCUUGUGCACCUCUAUCAAGUCACCUCUCACCCUCCUUCUCUCCAAAGAGAAAAGCCCGAGCUCCCUCAACCUAUCCUCAUAAGACAUGCUCUCCAAUCCAGGCGACAUCCUGGUAAAUCUCCUCCGCACCCUCUCUAAAGCUUCCACAUCCUUCCUAUAAUGAAGCGACCAGAACUGAACACAAUACUCCAAGUGUGGUCUAACCAGAGUUCUAUAGAGCUGCAACAUCACCUUGCAGCUCUUGAACUCAAUACCCCGACUAAUGAAGGCCAACACUCCAUAUGUCUUCUUAACUGAACCUGCAUCGACCACUUCCGUUGGCAGCUCGUCCCACACUUGCACCACCCUCUGAGUGAAGAAGUUCCCCCUCAGAUUCCCCUUAAAUAUUUCACCUUUCACCUAUGACCUCUAGUUCUAGUCUCACCCAACCUGAGGGGAAAAAACCUGCAUGCAUUCCCCCUAUCUAUACCCCUCGUAAUUUUGUACACCUCUAUGAGAUCUCCCCUCAUCCUCCUGCGCAGUCCACAACUCGACGGCACGGACAUUGAAUUCUCCAAUUUCAGCUCCCCCUCUGCCCCUUUUCUCCAUCCUCCUGAUCUACCCAGUUCCCCCUACACCCACCCCAGCCCCCGUCACCCUGUUUCUAUCCCCUCCCCCCCACCCCAUCGGCCCAUCGCCCCAUUGGUCCCCCCUGCCCUCCCCACCUCCCUCCCUUUAUUCCAGGCUCCACCUUCCUCUCCUAUCAGAUCCCACCAUUUGCAGCCCUCCACCCAUCACCUCCCAGCCUCCAUCGCCAUUCCCCCUCCCCCCAUCUGUCAAUCACCCCUCCUCACCUGGAUCCACCUAUAACCAUAGAACAUAGAACAGUACAGCACAGAACAGGCCCUUCGGCCCACAAUGUUGUGCUGACCUUUAAACCUCGCCUAAGAUGAUCUAACCCCUUCCUCCCACAUAUCCCUCUAUUUCAAACUCCUCCAGAUGCUUAUCUAGUAAUCUCUUGAAUUUGACCAACGUACCUGCCUCCACCACCGCCGCAGGCAGCGCAUUCCACGCCCCAACCACUCUCUGGGUAAAAAACCUUCCUGUGAUAUCUCCCUUGAACUUCCCACCCAUUACUUUAAAGCCAUGCCCUCUUGUAUUGAGCAUUGGUGCCCUGGGAAAGAGGCGCUGGCUGUCCACUCUAUCUAGCCAGCUGCCAGCUCUUCCUACACCCCUUCCCUCCACCUCUUUAUCGUGACCAUCUCCCCUCCAUUCUCUCAGUCCAGAUGAAGGGUCUCAACCUGAAACAUCGACUGUCCAUUCCCCUCCACAGAUGCUGCCUGACCUGUUGAGUUCCUGCAGCAGUUUGUUUAUUGCUCCAGAAGGUGAGCUGGUGUGGUUUCUGAUACGGGCUGGCAAUCCAGUCCAGGCACAUGAAUGCUCAUGAAGAGGCCAUUCAGCCCGUCGAGCCUGCACCUGCCUUUCAGUCAGAUCACGGUUCUUAACCCCCUCUGCCAUGUUGGAUUUGUCAAUCCCAACACCCUUGUCUGACAAAGAACCACGCCAGUCUCAGCCUUUGAAGUCUCCACUGAACCCCAGCUUCAGCACUUGCUGACAGCACCCCUUCACCAUGGAAACAAAACCUGGUGCAUUAUUGUCCGUAGUCCCGCAUUGUACUAGAAGGUGGGAAGAAUCUGGCAGCCAGCCAUCAAUUGUGCAGCCAUCUCACAGCUCCCAGUGACCCGGGUUCAAUCCUGACCUCCGGCGCUGUCUGUGUGUAGAGCCUGCUCGUUCUCCCUGUGACUGCAUGGGUUUCCCCCGGGUGCUCCGGUUUCCUCCCACAUCCCAGAGAUGUGCAGGUUGGUGGGUUAAUUGGCCACUGUAGGUUGUCCUGAGUGUGUGGGUGAAGGGUAGGAUCCGGGGGAAGUUGAUGGGACUGUGAGAGAGAGAAUAGGUUAUAGGGAAAUAGGAUUGUUGGGAAUGUGCUGGGGCUGGCAUAGAUUAGAAGGGUUGAAUGGCCUUUUAUGUCUUGAGGAAUUAUGAUAAAUCCUACGUUGAAUAAAUCUCAAACGUUGGCCACACACUGGGAUGGGAUGAUUGCACCCUCUGUGGAUUGGUCCUUCUUAGAUUUAACUGGAAGGUGUCUUUGCAAACUCGGUGGGUGAGUUUUCAAUGUUUGCUCUCCAGGCUCUUUGUUCCGUGAGUGAAGAGCUGCCACCAAUUUGUGGUUUUGGUGAACUUCCACCACAGAAGCUGACUGGACCUACUGGUACACACUGCUUUUCCCUGCAUCCCAGUCCCCUCUCCCUCAUAUGUUGACCCAACUUCCCCCUCAACUCACCUCUACUGCUCACCCCAACCUCUCCCUGUGGGAGUGAGUCCCACACUCUCCCCACCUUCAGGGAGCGGAGUUUCCCUGUGUUGAAGUAUUCCACUUGGAAACCCUGCUGGGAUUCUGAUGGAAUGGCUCCAGUGGGGCAGUUGGGGACUCUGCUGGGAUGGAUGGCGAUUCUGCUGGGAUGGAUUGGGUUCUCUGCUGGGAUGGAUUGGGUUCUCUGCUGGGAUGGAUUGGGUUCUCUGCUGGGAUAGAUGGGGAUUCUGCUGGGAUGGAUUGGGUUCUCUGCUGGGAUGGAUGAGGACUCUGCUGGGAUGGAUUGGGGACUCUGAUGUGGCUGCGCUGGGAGGUGAGAGACUGUGAAAAGAUAGUCUGAAAAGCCAAAAGUUCUGGGAACCAGACAGAGCAACCUUCCUGGUAGCUAGAAUGAUAGGUUGUGUGUUUACAAACCAGGUAUUAAAAGCUAAUUAGUGUUUGCAAUGCGUCAUCAUCACAUCUACUGGAGGAGAUUAAAGAUGUUCUACUGUACAUACAUAACUGUUACCAAACUGUUUGCUUGUUAAUUGCUUAUUUAAUAAACGCUUCGUAAUUUAAAACUUAGCCUAUCGUAAAAUUG
Molecule: messenger RNA, 6731 nt
Organism: Pristis pectinata (smalltooth sawfish)
Lineage: Eukaryota; Metazoa; Chordata; Chondrichthyes; Rhinopristiformes; Pristidae
Product: protein O-GlcNAcase
Exons: 17
Coding region: 109-2694 (861 amino acids)
Biological process (GO): glycoprotein metabolic process
Molecular function (GO): beta-N-acetylglucosaminidase activity
Source: RefSeq, a predicted model, not a curated record